AUGGCACAACCAAAAUGGAAGGUUGGAUCCUUCCUGCAGCAGGCUGUCGCCGGUGUUGAAUCGAAAUUGGAUUUGAUCCUGGCCGAUGAGGACCAGCGCCAACAGCUACAGCCAAAACCAAGCACGGCGACGAAGAACCAGACUGGCAAUCUUUCGCGAAGUUCAUCAAAUGCGCGGAAAAAUGAUCGCCUUCAGGAGCGUCUGGCUCGCGCUGUUGUCAAAUCGAAUACCAAUGCCAAUCCCGCUUCUCAAUCCUCAAGUCGAGUCCCCUCUCCCGUCACUAGUCCGGUUUCGAGCAAUGGCGCGCGGUCGAGCAUGGACAUUGAGUCGAAUCUUGGACGUAGCAGCCUCAAUCUCGAAGAAAGUGCCCAGAACAUUACUCCUACCGAUGAAUCUUCCUCAAUAGCAGCCUCCAGAACAAGUCAUGACAGCAACCCACCACGAAACUCAAGAGAUAUUGUCGCCUCGCGCGCAUCGAAUGAAGUUUCCGAAUCGCAAGAGGCUAACUCAGAGAGGGGUACUGAAGUUGUACAAGAAAAUGGCGUUGAACCUAAGGUACAGGAAACCGAAGCUGACAAACCACGUUCAUCUGAGGACCUUGCCCAGAACACUGCACCUGAUUCGAGUGAUAUCAUCGAACCUGUCUCCAGCGAUGCGGACAAAACUAUCGCACAAUUACAGGCAGAACACAAGGCAGCCGAGUCACGCUGGCAAGCAGAAAUGUACGAACAUAUUGAGCGAAUUGACGCAUUACAAUCGAAGCUGAAGUAUUUGACUAAAGAAGCUGCUGAAGCCGCCAAGAAAGCGGGGGCGGCGGAAGCACCUGGAAGUAUGGAGAGGCAGCUCCGAGAGAAGGACGAGAAGAUCGCAUUGUUGCUCGAAGAAGGACAGAAACUUUCGAAAUCCGAGAUGGACCAUCGUACGGCGAUCAAGAAACUUCGGCAGCAAUUGGCGGAGAAUUCGAAAGUACAAACUGAAAAUCACAAGAAAACAGAAAAACUGGAACGAGAUCUGGCCAACGCUGAGGCCAGGGCUAAGCGGGCUGAAGCUGCCGAAAAGCGAGCCAAUGAAACACUGUCCUCUCAUUCAAAAAACUCACGAGAUCUUGAAGCAGUCACAGCGGAGCGAGAUGCAUUGGGUCAAACGAUUCAGGAAAUGAAAGGUCAACUUGCCAGAGCAGUUGCGCGGGCUGAGGCAGCUGAAGCCAAAGCUCAGUCUGAUGCGCUGGAGCAGGAAAAGCGCCAUGCGGCUGAGCUGGAAGAAGAACUGGCAAGCAUCAAGGCCGAGCGUGAUGAGAGUGAGGAAACUCUGAAGAUAGAGAUACGCGACCUCAAGAGUACCAUCGAGCAGGAGAAGGAAAGGGCACGAGUACUGGAGGUCGAACUAAAGAACGAGCAAUCCGUCUUGGAGAGCAAGAUGGAGUCUCUUCGCUCUAGAGCGGAAGAGGCUUCAUCCGGGGUAGCUGGUGAUGCUCAAGCAAAGCUUCUUCGCCAGAUCGAGACAUUGCAGACGCAGUAUGCUGUAGCCAGUGAAAAUUGGCAGGCGUUGGAGGGUUCAUUACUUGCGCGCUUAGCGAACGUAGAGAAAGAACGAGACGAAGCCACACGCCGAGAGGGAGACCUACGGCGGAGAGUUCGGGAAGUGAACCUCAAAGCUAAAAGGGCUGAGGAAGACCUAGAAGACGCAAAAGAGGUCGAGCAUGAUCUUGAAAACAAACUAGAGGAACGCAUGCAGGAGCUGCAAAAACUGGAGCAGAAACUUCACAAGGCUGCAGACGAUUUAGUCUCGGCACAGAAAGACUUCGAUGAACAGAAGAAAGUGUGCGAUGCAACGUGGGCACAGAAGCUGGAGGAAGAACGAGUGAAAUGGCGCGAGCAGGUUGUGCCUCCUGCCAUCUUCACACAGCCACAACGCACCGAGUCACCAGUAGCGUACAGUCGCCGACCGAGUGCCCUGGAGCCUGUAGGUUCUCUCACUGACUUACGUUCAAGUCGCCGGUCCUCGACUCUGCCCAUGACAUCGCCAGAAGUAGGCACACCGACACGACAGAACUCAUUCCCAUCUACGUCUGGUCUCCUUUCACCUCCGACACACAGCGCACCCUUCUCGCAAUUUACGGACACCCCUUCAAUUAGUUUCGAACCAGAUGAGUUCUCUGCCCGGCCGGGCACGCCAUCCGCGUUUGGCGGAGCACUGACCCAAAACUCCCGCGGAAUCAAUGACAUUAUCUCGGAAUCCACGGUUGGUGCUGGUCCAUCGGUCCAGCUGGUGGAGCGUAUGAGUGCGACGGUUCGCCGAUUGGAAAGCGAACGAGCUGCCACGAAAGAUGAGCUUGCUCGUAUCGUAAGCCAGCGCGAUGAAGCCCGCCAACAAGUUGUGGAUCUGAUGCGAGAAUCUGAGGAGAAAAAGACAGUAGACGCCCGUAUCCAAGAACUAGAGAAGCGACAUGCCGAGCUAGAGGAGCGUUACGAGACUACUCUUGAGCUGCUAGGGGAAAAGAGUGAACAAGUGGAAGAGCUCCAGGCUGAUAUUGCCGAAGUCAAGAAAAUCUACCGCGAGCUGGUGGAUAGUACCAUGAAAUGA
Aspergillus nomiae NRRL 13137 is the source of this 2583-nucleotide messenger RNA. RefSeq names its product M protein repeat protein. Lineage: Eukaryota; Fungi; Ascomycota; Eurotiomycetes; Eurotiales; Aspergillaceae. The transcript is spliced from 3 exons. The record is from RefSeq and is a predicted model, not a curated record. The coding region runs from base 1 to 2583 and encodes 860 amino acids. Gene Ontology annotation, cellular component: endoplasmic reticulum; Golgi apparatus.